UUACCAGUACGAUUCUGGGGCUAUUUAGAAGUAGUCUCUAGGGGUGGUGGUGGUGGUGGUGUUUUUCUAGUGGGCAGGAUUGCAGCCACCGCGUCUGCAGUUCGUCAGUUCUCUACGAGGCAAGGGGAAAAAGACAUUGACUGGUGGGCUCUGACAUCUGGGGAGCAGCAGUGUUUCAGAACUGGGCCUAAUCAUGUUGAAACUAGCAAUUUUGACGGAGCAGCUGCGCUAGUCUGUUGCAGCAUCAUAAUAGAGUUUGGUCGAAAAAGUAGCUUUUGUGAUUCAUCCUUAGAAACUCGGGUAAUAUCUGUAUUUCAUCAUUAAAAAGUUGCAAACAAGGUGGAUUUCCCAAUGAAGACAGACACUGUGAUCACCCUUGAUAUUUUCCGAUGCCAUGAAUAACACCACCAUGCCCACCUCUCCUGGACCGGCCAACGACUCUUUGGUGGGCUAUGUUUUGGUGCCGUUUUUUCUAAUUACCAUAGUCGGAGUCAUCAUGGCUGUGAUGAUGUACAUCCAGAAGAAGAGGAGGUAUGACCGACUGCGCCAUCACUUGCUGCCAAUGUACAGCUAUGAUCCUGCGGAGGAGCUGCAUGAGGCUGAGCAGGAGCUCCUGGUGGAGCCAGAGGACACUAAAGUGAUGCGAGGCUGGGGAGGAUACCAGCCCUACCGUGGCUCCUUUAUGGAUGUGAAGGCUUGACACUGGCUCAGCUCAACCACAAGAGGGUGUAUGGAUAUGGAUGACCUCAUAUGCCUGGCCUGUGUGCCACCUUGAAGCAUUCACUUCAUUAACUUUGAACCUGCUGCCUUCUUUCCACUUCAGUACUGUGUCUUUCUUGCCUUGACUCCCAGGGGGAGAAGGUAAAUGGAUAUGGCCAUGCUGUGAGCUCAGCUGCCCAUGAGCAUCAUGUACAGAGCUGUCUAGGUUGUUUGGAAAUUUGUACUUUUGGAUCUGGAUUACAUUCCACAUACUACUCUG
Molecule: messenger RNA, 979 nt
Organism: Pogona vitticeps (central bearded dragon)
Lineage: Eukaryota; Metazoa; Chordata; Lepidosauria; Squamata; Agamidae
Gene: SMIM29
Product: small integral membrane protein 29
Source: RefSeq, a predicted model, not a curated record